Ornithorhynchus anatinus (platypus) is the source of this 1529-nucleotide messenger RNA. Its product is annotated as keratin, type I cuticular Ha3-I-like. NCBI's taxonomy places the organism in Eukaryota, Metazoa, Chordata, Mammalia, Monotremata, Ornithorhynchidae. Gene Ontology annotation, molecular function: structural molecule activity. The record is from RefSeq and is a predicted model, not a curated record. Bases 7 to 1179 code for a protein of 390 amino acids. The transcript is spliced from 7 exons.
AGCACCAUGCCCUACAACUGCUCUCUGCCCAGCUUCAGCUGCCGCAGCAGCUGCGCCACCAGGCCCUGCGUGCCACCCAGCUGCCAGCCAUGCUGCUCCCUCCCCGGAGCCCGCAACAUCCCCGCCAACAUCGGGACCUGCGGCUGGUUCUGUGAAGGCUCCUUCAACGGCAACGAGAAGGAGACCAUGCAGUUCCUGAACGACCGUCUGGCCAACUACCUGGAGAAGGUGCGCCAGCUGGAGCGGGAGAACGCCGAGCUGGAGGCCAGGAUCCGCCAGUGGUGCCAGGAGCAGGUCCCCUUCGUGUGCUCGGACUACCAGUCCUACUUCCGGACCAUCGAGGAGCUGCAGCAGAAGAUUCUGCUCACCAAGUCUGAGAACACCCGGCUGGUGGUGCAGAUCGACAACGCCAAGCUGGCUUCGGAUGACUUCCGCACCAAGUACCAGACGGAGCUGUCCCUGCGCCAGCUGGUGGAGGCCGACAUCAACGGUCUGCGUCGCAUCCUGGAUGAGCUGACCCUGUGCAAGUCUGAUCUGGAGGCCCAGGUGGAGUCCCUGAGGGAGGAGCUGCUCUGUCUUAAGAAGAACCACGAGGAGGAGGUCAACUCUCUGAAGUGUCAGAUCGGUGAGCGACUGAACGUGGAGGUGGACGCCGCCCCGACCGUGGACCUGAACAUGGUGCUGAACCAACUCAGAAGCCAGUAUGAGGCUCUGGUGGCCACCAACCGCAGAGAUGUGGAGGAAUGGUUUGUUAAGCAGAUGGAGGAGCUGAACCAGCAGGUGGUGAGCAGCUCAGAACAGGUGCAGGGCAGCCAGUCAGAGAUCAUCGAGCUGAGACGCACCGUCAAUGCCCUGGAGGUGGAACUGCAGGCGCAGCACAACCUGAGAAAUUCUCUGGAAAACACCCUGACCGAGACCGAGGCCCGCUACAGCUCCCAGCUGGCUCAGGUGCAGUGCAUGAUCACCAGCGUGGAGGAUCAGCUGGCCGAGAUCCGCUGUGACCUGGAGCGGCAGAACCAGGAGUACCAGGUGCUGCUGGACGUCAAGUCCCGUCUGGAGUGUGAGAUUGCCACCUACCGCAACCUGCUGGAGAGCGAGGACUGCAAGCUUCCAAGCAAUCCCUGUGCCACCACCAAUGCCUGCAGCACCUCGUGUGGUCCUCGCCCCCGUUGCUGUUGAUCCCCUGCCCUGCCUUCCCAAGAGCACCUAGCAUCACUGGAAGAUGGGACAGGUGCCCCAGUGUUUAGUUUUGACCUAGCUCAGUUCUAUUUUGAAACAUUCCAGUGUCAACCAUGGAACUGAAAACAAUUCCAAUCAAUCAGACAAUAACAUUUUUGAGCAUCUACUGAACUCAGUACUUAAUUGCAGACCCACAAAAAAGUCCCUGGAAUAAGAAAAUCUUCUGUGCUAAUCAUCUUUACUUCUGAAGAUGGUUCACACUCUGUCCCAAACCUGUAUUCCUUCUUUUAAGGUGCCUAUUGUAUCAUUUUCCUUCCUUCAUUGCUUCUUCAUGGCAAGGAGGCUCUUUU